Messenger RNA from Triticum aestivum (bread wheat), 2011 nucleotides. Its product is annotated as protein LAZ1 homolog 2. NCBI's taxonomy places the organism in Eukaryota, Viridiplantae, Streptophyta, Magnoliopsida, Poales, Poaceae. The coding region runs from base 330 to 1682 and encodes 450 amino acids. The record is from RefSeq and is a predicted model, not a curated record. The transcript is spliced from 9 exons.
AGCAAACUUCCCAUCUCGUCUCUUCUCCCGUGGCGGCGGCGGCGGGCGCCACAGUUGAGUUACCCAUUUCACCUCUCUCCCUCUCCCUCGCCCUGCGCCAUCUCUAUCUUGGGACGCCGGCGUCCUGAGACUGAGCUUGAGGGCGCGGGCGUCGGUGGGGGUGACUUCGACGGCAAGCCGGAGCGGUUCCUGCGGCGGUGCCGCGAGUUCCUUACCGUCGUGGUCGCAGUGCGCUCCCCGGAACUGUCUGCCAGAUAACAGAUUCUGAGAACAGAGUGUCCGAUCAAGUUGAAUUUUCUUUCAGGGAUCAGUGCACGUGGGAUGAACCGAUGACAUCGAAUGAAUCCUCUAGUUUCCAGGGGUUUUACAGGAACCUCCACACCCCGGCGGUGCUUAUCGGAGCUGGGUUCGUGCUCGUCGCGCUGCUCAUCUCGCUCUGGCUCAUACUGCAGCACCUUAGAUCGUACAGAAACCCUUCGGAGCAGAAAUGGAUCAUAGCUGUCCUGUUUAUGGUGCCUGUAUACGCAUCUGAAUCUAUAAUAUCGCUGUGGCAUUCGGAAUUCUCCUUGGCCUGUGAUAUAUUGCGGAAUUGUUAUGAAGCAUUUGCUUUGUAUGCCUUUGGACGAUACUUGGUUGCAUGCCUGGGGGGAGAACGGCAGGUUGUUGGCCUGCUUGAAAAAGAAAGAAUGGAAGAGCUAAGUGAACAGUUGCUUGAGAGUCAAGAGAAGGCAAAAUAUCGUAAUCGAAGUAGACUGGGCGACUUCUUUUGCGAUCCUAAUGCACUGGGGAAGAGCUUAUACACGAUUAUAAAAUUCGGCCUUGUGCAAUAUAUGAUUCUAAAGACACUCUGUGCUUUCUUGGCAUUCAUCUUGGAGCUUUUUGGAGCAUAUGGAGAUGGUGAAUUCAAGUGGAACUAUGGAUACCCUUACAUCGCUCUUGUCAUUAAUUUCAGCCAGACAUGGGCACUGUACUGUCUGGUGAAAUUUUACAACGCAACACAUGAAAGGCUACAGGCAAUAAGGCCACUAGCCAAGUUCAUAAGUUUCAAGGCCAUUGUAUUCGCCACUUGGUGGCAGGGAAUCGGAAUCACAAUCAUCUGCCAUACGGGGCUCCUGCCGAAGGAGGGCAAGGUGCAAAAUGGGAUUCAAGACUUUCUGAUUUGUAUCGAGAUGGCUAUCGCGGCCAUCGCACAUGCUUUUGUCUUCGGGGUGGAGCCGUACCAGCAUAUCCCGGUCCAUGACCGUGAGCACGAGGAGGUGACCCGUGAGGAGAGUAAAAUGGAGGUGACGGUGGAUGUCCACGACGAAAGCGAUGCGGUGCCGGCCACUGUGGAGCAGAAAGAGACAAAUGUCAAGACUCCAGGAACAAGCAUCAGAGAGAGCGUUGAGGACGUCGUUCUGGGCGGUGGCCACCAUGUCGUCAAGGAUGUGGCCCUGACCAUCUCACAGGCGAUGGAGCCCGUGGAGAAAGGCGUCGGGAAGAUCCAGGAGACCUUUCAUCACGUGUCGCUGAAGCCAGGGGACAAGAAGGAACCCGACGUCGAGGUGGAGGAGCAUGUCACCGAGAAUGUGGUGGACAACGGUGAGGCUGUUGCGGUCGAUGCGGAGGUGGAAGUUGAAACAAGGGUGAAGGACAAGAGCGAUGGUGGCGAAUCUACGGAGAGGUUGAAAUCGAAAGAAUAGGAGAUGAUAAUAAGAGGAGUGCAAGAGGAACUGGUCCUUGAGAACACAGUACGCUUCCGCAAUUCGAAAAAGGAAACUGAGUAAAACGAUGAUGAAUAUGGGCACCAUGAUACCAAGUGUUAUCCUGAAAAUCAAGAACCAACUAGUGGUUGGAUGGUUAGGAAUUUUCAUAACUAACUAGGUGUUGGAUGGGUAGGAGGGCGGUUGUACCCCGGGCUCACACAGGGAUCAAGCCUCGUGUCGAUAUUGUUGCCAAAAGCCCGAAACGGAUCUGAGUGUUGAAGCCAUGAAGCUGUGUGGCUGGCUCAAGCCCCAUCUGGGAUGCUACG